AUGCAGGAAUGUCGCCGUGAGAUCAAUGAAUCGCUGGUGGCCAGCAAUCGCUUCUCCACAACUGUGAUGCGCAAAGAGCAGCAUAAUCUACGAAAUCAUUUCGAAGCGCUUUGCAAAAGACUUGGAGCAAUGAUUGAAUGUGUGGAGCCAGUGACGAGAGGUGGUUGUGGCGAUAAGGCGGCUGUGAUGAUGUUGCGCUUCAUUACAGUAGGAUUUAGUAGCUUUGAGCAGCUGUACUCCCAACUUGGAAUAUCGGAUCAACUGCCAACUUCAUGUAAAUCGCUCCUUUCGUUGCGUAGACGAAUCCCGGAACCUCGUGUGCGGGCAACUAACACUCGCCAUUCCGAAUACGUACAACAGCCAAUCUCGUCUGUAACCUCUUCCAUCAGUACUAUUGACUUAAUAUACACAAGUUGUAUGUUAGUGCUUUUAUGGCAUUCAUAA
Molecule: messenger RNA, 444 nt
Organism: Strongylus vulgaris
Lineage: Eukaryota; Metazoa; Nematoda; Chromadorea; Rhabditida; Strongylidae
Source: the annotation of a GenBank genome assembly